UUAAAAAUGAUAAUGAUAAAAGAUAUUUAUAUUUGGCUUACAGAUAUCACCAGUGGUGUCAUUGAAGUCAUAUACAACGAUGUUGUAUGCAAGACUGUCAAUAUAGUAAAAUGAAUUGUUGGAAUGACUCCAAACAAGACCAUUGCUAAGGCUGACUGGAGUUAUCAUUGUCGUUGGAGUACCAUUGUAUGCGAAUCUGUACACUGAAGCUUGAUCCGGUGGGUGGGCCUGUCUGCUGCCAAUGAGCAUUGUUCCGGCCCAAAAUCUGCCUCUUGGGUCGACUUUUCCAUCAUUAAAUCUUGUAUCUGGAACACCGAUAUCAACUCUUGAAAGAACUUCAAUUCGAGGGUUUCUAUUGGUGACUUACAUUUUAAGGAAUACUUUGAAUAUUCUGCAAAAAGAUGUGCGCAUGCGCAGUAAAACCGCGAACCGCGCGCGCAUAUAA
This is a messenger RNA of Cotesia congregata, 445 nucleotides long. Lineage: Eukaryota; Metazoa; Arthropoda; Insecta; Hymenoptera; Braconidae. The record is from the annotation of a GenBank genome assembly.